This is a messenger RNA of Prinia subflava (tawny-flanked prinia), 3269 nucleotides long. RefSeq names its product uridine phosphorylase 1 (gene UPP1). The record is from RefSeq and is a predicted model, not a curated record. NCBI's taxonomy places the organism in Eukaryota, Metazoa, Chordata, Aves, Passeriformes, Cisticolidae. The transcript has 8 exons. Gene Ontology annotation, biological process: uridine catabolic process; nucleotide catabolic process. Gene Ontology annotation, molecular function: uridine phosphorylase activity. The coding region runs from base 16 to 1227 and encodes 403 amino acids. Gene Ontology annotation, cellular component: cytosol; cytoplasm.
CCUCUCCCUCUCUCCAUGAUAAGGUCCUCCCCAGCGCCCGUGCCCUUGGAGCAGCUCUCCCGCCGAGCCCCGCACUCCGGAUGCAUCCCGGCAUCAUUGCACCCGCCCGGACGCGGCGCCUCCCGCAGCCUCCCCGGCGCGCAGGGAGUUAACCGGGCCCGGGGCGGGCGCUGCCGCCGCUGGCGGGCGGGGCUGGGCCGGGCGCCCCGCAGCCCGCCCGGGAACAGCGAGCGGCUCUGCCGGUUUCCCAGCGGCGGAUCGCGCUGCUCCCGGUAUAAAGCAUACAUGGCUCCUGGUUCCUCAAAAGAGAAGAAAUCUGAUGAUGGACAGGCUUCAAAAGAGAAUUUUAUUCAUCUCUGCAACCCUCACCUGGAGAAAAUGAAAGAAGACAUCCUGUACCAUUUUGCACUUGGGACCGGUACCCAUGAUUUUCCGAAGUUGUUUGGGGAUGUAAAGUUUGUGUGUGUUGGAGGAAGCCCUUCCCGGAUGAAAGCUUUUAUCGCCUACAUAGCGGAGGAGCUGGGGCUGGGGAGCCCUGGCUGUGACUACCCCAACAUCUGCGCGGGCACCGACCGCUACGCAAUGUACAAAGUGGGGCCUGUUCUGUCCGUCAGUCACGGUAUGGGCAUUCCUUCUAUUUCAAUCAUGUUGCACGAGCUGAUCAAACUGUUGUAUCACGCCAAGUGUUCCGACAUAACCAUCAUUCGCAUUGGCACCUCUGGUGGAAUAGGUCUGGAGCCAGGCUCAGUGGUUAUAACUAGGCAGUCUGUGGAUGCCACCUUCAAGCCUCAGUUGGAACAGGUUGUUCUGGGAAAGACAGUAAUUCGCAGCACUAACCUGGACGAACAGCUGGCCAAGGAGCUGAUGCAGUGCAGUAAAGAAAUCGGUCAGUUCAAUACAGUCAUUGGAAACACCAUGUGCACUUUGGAUUUCUAUGAAGGACAGGGCAGGUUGGAUGGUGCAAUCUGCUUAUAUGAUGAAGGAGAAAAACUGCAAUAUUUGAAGAAUGCUUAUGAAUCUGGUGUCAGAAACAUUGAAAUGGAGUCGUCUGUAUUUGCUGCAAUGUGUAAUCUCAGCGGUGUCAAAGCUGCUGUAGUGUGUGUCACUCUUCUGAAUCGGCUUGAAGGGGAUCAAAUCAGCAGCCCACACGAUGUCCUGGUGGAGUACCAGCAGAGGCCACAGAAGUUAGUGGGAUAUUUCAUUAAGAAAAGUCUUGGGAAAGUAUGAAAUCUCCAUCUCGUGUUUUAAAGAAGGAGAAGGCCUUUAUACAGAUCCAGUCAUGGCUGACUUUUGUACAUUACAGAUCUUUUGCCUCAGAAUAACUUACAGCAUUCCAUUUGUCAGAGGAAAUUAAUCAUUUGUGUCACUGUUCCUUGGGAACUGAAUGUACUGAAUGGACUUCAGCUAAGUUUUGCUUAGUUAUGCAUUGCUGGAUAUAAAACUCACUUUUCUGUGAAUUGGAAAGUAGAUCUGUUGUGAAGGACAAGCCUGUGAUAAUACGUGUAAAAGCUUUAUUUAUCCUUUCUGUAAAAGAAAUACUAGAGGGAAAAUCAAACUUUAUUGCCAAGUAUGUGCAUACCAGCAAAUUAACUUAAAAAUUAGAAUACUUUUCUUGUUAUAAAAAAUUAUGUAAGUUAUAAUUGUCUCUGUUGCUUCACUUGAAAACUUAAAGUGAAUGCAGUUUUUUUUUUUUUGCAGACUUUGACAAAUAAACAAUACUAUUUUCAUAUAUUAAAAUUUCAUGGAAUUGCAAAGUGUGGGACUGAAUUUUCUAAGCAUUAAGGACUUGACACUGAGCUGUUAAAUAUCUGUACUGCCUAGAUACCGAUCCAGGAAUAUUUUAACUAAAGAAUUGAAUCAAUACCCAGGAAAUAUUUGUGCAUUAAGUAAUUUUGCAUUGAAGUACUAGCAAUCUUUUGUUGAAGCAAGACUCCUGCUUAUGAAGAGGAGCCGAAGGCAUUCUGGAGGUGCACAGCAUGUUCACAGGCCUGUAUUAUAGUAGCCCUUUCUGUUUCCUUGCUUUUGCUUUGUUUCUUUUUUUUUAAAGAUUGGUAUUCAACUUCAUUCUCAGAAUGUAACACUCACUGUUGCAAUGGUUCCCAGUUCUUCUGAGGAACUGGAGUAUACCUCUUAGUGGUACAUGCCAUCAAAACCCCUUCUGCAAUUGUAGUUUUUUCCACUAACAUUGGCCUAAGUGUUUGGUUUCUUUUUUUUAAAUCAUACUCCUUGCUGCUUUGCUGCUGUAGUUCAAAUGUAAAUACGUGGUCAGUUAAAGAGAGUUUAUCUCUUUUUAUUACUUUUUAAUUUUUUUUUUUAAAUUUUCCUUCUUACUACUGCAGUAGGGGAGGAUCUAGUCGUAGCAGGGGUCACAGGUCAAAAAGUCUGAAUAAGCUCUUGGAACAGUUGUGGCUGACCCAGCAAAAUGAGAUCUUCUCUGUGAGGGUUGUAGUCUGCAAUGCUGUUAACAAGCACAAGUGUUAGAACUACGAGACAGUGAUGUUAGUAGUAGGCAGAAUCACCAAGUGACAGAGACUGGAAGAAAUGUGAUGAAAACAUUAAAAAAGAAAGGGUGACUCAUGAACAGCAAACUGCCAGUGAGGAUCAGUCUCCUUAAAUUUGAUUAGUUUUUCAGCUGGAAAACAUAUUAGUAACUUUUAGAAAGUUAUGAUAUAGUCUUCUAUUAAUUUUAAACCCACAUUUUCUCAUUUAUGCUCAGGAUAUACAAUGAAGAUAAAUUUUCAGAGAAAAUUUUUUUUCCUCUAACCUUAAGGGAAGGAGAGAGGUGGAAAUGGCUCCACAUUCAGUUUGAACUGUUAAUCCUUUAUUAAAAAAAUGAAAAAUAAAAAUAAUAAAAAAAAAUCUGUGUUUAACUAUGCCUGGUGCUUGCCUAGACAUUGCAUGAAGUCUGUGAAGUCCUUUGGGAAACAUGCAACAAAGCACAUCUUUUCUCUUCAAGGUCCUGUUCUCAAAACGGUAACAAGGAGAUAAAAACAAGAUCACUUCAGUGCGUGCUGCUCUCUGUGGUAGAGGAAGUCUAAUACCAAAUUGACCAGAAUGGGUUUGGAGGAGACAGUUGGCUGUUGUAUAAGAAAUAUACAGAAUUGAAUAAGAAGUACAUUAAGAGAAGAAAAUAUGCUUUACCUGGAAAACAAACAUCUAAUGUGACUGUAAAGCUCUAGGGAAGCAUAUUACUACAGUUGUCCUGGAGGCAUGAAUCUAAAAUGAUGUGACUUGUCUUUUUAAAGGAAGGACAGAAUGAAUCUGAAAAC